Juglans regia (Persian walnut) is the source of this 497-nucleotide messenger RNA. RefSeq lists its product as uncharacterized. The transcript has 2 exons. NCBI's taxonomy places the organism in Eukaryota, Viridiplantae, Streptophyta, Magnoliopsida, Fagales, Juglandaceae. Bases 28 to 432 code for a protein of 134 amino acids. The record is from RefSeq and is a predicted model, not a curated record.
GAGGAAGAGAUCAAACAGCAAGCUAGCAUGAUGAGAAGAGUUGUUGUAGUGGUGUACUUAGCUAUGCUUGUACUGCUAGUACUGGUAGCGCAAGCUCAUCAAGAGGAAGAGUCUUCUUCCUCGACAGGAGAAGCACCAAUGGCUUCUGUCGCUUCCCUACCUGGAGACGAGGGCAAGACACCUCCAGGUUCUGAUUGUGUUGAAACGUGUCCUACAAAGUGUUGGGUGUUUAAACAUGUCCCAAAGCAUUAUGCGGCUUGUCUAGAACUUUGUAAGAAACAUUGCAAUGACGGCACUCUCCCUCUCACAGAUGCCAUCUAUACUUGUACUUUUGCUUGUGCUGAUUCCAUGCCCAUCAGGCAGCUUGCCUCAGAUCAUGCGGUUGGAGGAAAUGUGGAAGCCUGCUUCGAAAAGUGCAAGAAGAAUCGUUAGCAUGUACUGCUAGCUGUUCAACAUUUACUUGUAAUAAAGCUUGAAACAAUGAGAUGGAUAUAAUA